UCGGCGUUUUCGCACCGUCUGAAGGCAAGAACAAGGAGUGGGCACGCACAAAUCUUUCCUCAAAGGAAAUUGUAAUAAUUUCACUUUCAAAGAGAGAAAAACAAGAAGAUUGGAGAGAGGAGAAGAAAAAUGGGUUCGAAUCGGCCAUUUUUGCCUUUUUCUCGAAACCCAAAAGGCUCUGAGGAUUGAAAGUGCGCCGUCCUGUCGUUUGCUCCACGGCGAAGGGCAUUUCGUGGAAAYCCACCUCUCUAUUUGACCAGAAAUCGGUCGAAUUCAACUGGGUUUUCUCUGCUGAAGCUCAUUGCCGAAAUUCUCUUUCCUUCUCAGAUUGAGAUCUCGACUCGACCCAUUGGAAGGGGCUUCUUCUUCCAUUUCCGAGGCCACUUAACUGUGCCAUAAGCGGGUGAAGGAUUGAAGAAAUAGUGUGAUGGUUAAAGCAUACUCUCAGGAAUACACUUACAAGCACCCGUGGGAACGGGUAACUUCUGCAUCUUGGCGUAAAUUUGCCGAUCCUGAAAACAAGCGUACAUUGUCUCAUAUUCUUGAAGUCGACACAUUAAACCGAAAGGUCGACCCUGAAUCUGGGAAGUUAUAUACAACCCGUGCCAUUACCAUCCAUGCCCCUGGACCAUGGUUUGUUCGUAAAAUUGUUGGUCAGGAUAUCUGCCACUGCAUUGAGUCUUCGAUGGUAGACGCACAGUCGCAAUCCAUGCAACUCUCCACUCGGAAUAUCAGUCUCCAGAGGUUCAUAGAAGUAGUGGAGAAGAUCAGGUAUGAUCCUCACCCAGAUAAUCCGAAUGGAUGGACAAUUUGCAGACAGGAGACGAGUAUUCGAAUCAAGCCAUUGUCAGCUCUGGCAUCAAUGGCCGAAAAAGUGGAGCAACGGUGUGCGGAGAAGUUCGUGCAAAACAGUGCCAAGGGUAGAGAAGUGAUGGAGAGGAUCUGUAAGUAUCUUGAAGCUGAAUCAAGUGGAAUCACAAUCUAACUUUCACAUCCUCUUGUCGCUUACAUACCGGUUUGAGGAGAUCGGUGAGACUGUGAGCUGUUUUCAUAGCUGUUUUUAACAAAAUAAUACUCAUGGAGAAACAUUGGAGCACCAUGUCAGGAUUCUCCCCAAAUUUUGACAAGCUGAGGUUUAAAUUUAGAGCAUCAUAUUCCAUGCAGUUUCCUGUCAUCUUUCUUUUUGGUUGAUUGUUUGUAGUUUGAUUGAAGGCAAAGUAGGCUUGAUUCUGUAAGAACUUCUCAGAAACAUGCUUACAGAGUAUAUUAUUYUUCUGCUACAUUCUCUCUUUUAGCAUUUGCUAUUCUGCUGAUCUGAUGCUGAUAGUGAUGGCUGCAUUUGUUAAAAUAAAUGUGGUUUUAUACUGAA
Molecule: messenger RNA, 1369 nt
Organism: Momordica charantia (bitter melon)
Lineage: Eukaryota; Viridiplantae; Streptophyta; Magnoliopsida; Cucurbitales; Cucurbitaceae
Product: MSF1-like family protein
Cellular component (GO): mitochondrial intermembrane space
Source: RefSeq, a predicted model, not a curated record